Spizellomyces punctatus DAOM BR117 is the source of this 718-nucleotide messenger RNA. RefSeq lists its product as uncharacterized. The transcript has a single exon. Lineage: Eukaryota; Fungi; Chytridiomycota; Chytridiomycetes; Spizellomycetales; Spizellomycetaceae. The record is from RefSeq and is a predicted model, not a curated record. Bases 34 to 555 code for a protein of 173 amino acids.
CUGGAAAUCAUUUCUCUCCCAACGAUUUCAGGCAUGAUCGCGCGCAUACAACGAGGAGGGUCUGCCUCCCGGUUGAACACUCUCACACUCCGUCCUCCGUCGUCUCCGACGUUGUUUAUAUCACGAUUACCACUCCGGCGCCUUGAAAGCACGGUAUCAAAUACCCCACCUUCCUACCCGGCACCCCUCCCUACCCACACACCAGCACCGCGCGCAACAGGCCUGCGACUAAUUGCUCGUCGAUCAAGAGAAGGGUUUGCGUUUGUUUUGCGAUUCAAACGUACCCUAUUGGAACUAUUCCUUUGGAUGAUAUGUGGGAGUUUGGCGUUGGAGUUGAAGUGGAUGCGUAGAGAUUUUGAAGAGUACAAAGAAACCGUAGGAGUGAAGCGGCGUAAAUUGGAGGCUGAAUUGCGGGAACUAAGGCGGGAGUGUGGACUGGUGGAUGCAAGUGACGACAAGGUGACUGAGGUCACCAAAAGUGUAGCCCAGGAUAAAUCUUUACCUGUCCGAACGACGGAGGCACAAGCACCAUCAAGAAGACCAGCAAUCUAUUGAGAAAUACGCCAAUUCAGACAUCUUAUUUAUAAUACAUGAUAUAUUUUGCAUUUGACAAGGCACCACAGCAUAAAUCCGAUGCACGGCCUUUGUAAGGAUUGGUAAUCUAAAGUUUACGUCGGAACGUGUGCUCAUCCCAACACAGUGACCCAAUGUGGCAAGU